CAUUUACCAACCAGUCUCCACCACCACUACUACCCUCCGUUAACGACCCUUGCAAUGACGCCGUCUCGUCUCUACCUCCAUCUCCUUCGCCGUUUCUCCACCGCCGUCACAGCUCCCACAACCACCGCAUCCCCCGCCUCAAUCACCGUCUCCAAAGCCAAGUCCAAACUCCGCAAAGUCCACGAUCCCGACAAAGCCCUAGCGAUCUACAACUCCGUCUCCAUCAACCCCUCAUCCCCUCUUUCCUCUCGCUACGCCAUGGAGCUCACCGUCCGCCGCCUCGCCAAAUCCAACCGCUUCUCCGACGUCGAAGCCUUAAUCGAGUCUCGCAAGAAAGACCCACGAAUCAAAACAGAGUCUUUCCUCUCCACGCUCAUCAGAUCGUACGGACGAGCUUCCAUGUUGGACCACGCGGUGAAGACAUUUGAGGAGAUGGAAGAGUUUGGGACACCAAGAUCUGUUGUCUCAUUCAACGCCUUACUCGCUGCUUGUCUCCAUUCCGACAGGUUUGAAAGAGUCCCCCAACUGUUCGACGAAAUGCCUCAGAGUCGUAUUGUGAUGCUGGUUUGGUGGAUAAGGCGAUGGAGACUAUGAGGGUUAUGGAGGAGAAAGGUGUUGAAGUUACCAUCAUUGCUUUCACGACUAUCUUAGGAUCUUUGUAUAAGAAUGGGCAAACCGAUGUAGCGGAAAGCUUGUGGAGCGAGAUGGUUAGUAAAGGCUGUGUGUUGGAUAACACUGUUUAUAACGUUAGGCUGAUGAAUGCUGCUAAGGAGAGCCCUGAGAGAGUCAAGGAGUUGAUGGAGGAAAUGUGUAGUGUAGGGUUGAAACCUGAUACGGUUAGUUAUAACUAUCUAAUGACUGCGUACUGCGUGAAAGGGAUGAUGGGUGAGGCCAAGAAGGUGUAUGAAGGGCUUGAUGAGAAAGAGGGUUGUUGCGCGAAUGCAGCGACGUUUAGGACGUUGAUAUUUCAUUUGUGUAUUAAUGGGUUGUAUGAUCAAGGUUUGGUUGUGUUCAAGAAGAGUGCGGUUGUGCACAAGAUCCCGGAUUUCAAGACGUGUAAGCAUUUGACUGAAGGAUUGGUGAGGAAUAAUAGGAUGGAAGAUGCGAGAGGAGUGGCUAGGGUUGUGAAGAAGAAAUAUCCUCCGCGUUUGGUAACUGAGUGGAAGAAACUAGAAGAGAGUCUUGGAUUGUAUACAAAGGCCAAUAAUGCUGCUGGUUCUUCCCGAACAAGACAGGUGUUAGAUCAAGAAAGUGAUGCUGCUCCAUAAAGCUAAAGAGUAAAGAAGAUCUGUGUCUUGCUUGAACUUUGCUAGGACUUGUUGGAACUGUGAUCCGGGCAUGCAUUUGUUUUCUCAUAAAUUAGCUGAAAUUAUAUAAAGAUGGGAACAAUUAUAUAGCUUUGAUGGAGAUAAAAAUAGCAAAGAUUUUUGGUCUCUGCAUGUCCAUUCAGUUCAUGUAAUGUAGAUCUAUGUUCAACACACAAUGCUUUUAAUAUUGAAUUUAAAUUCCU
Eruca vesicaria subsp. sativa (arugula) is the source of this 1510-nucleotide messenger RNA. Lineage: Eukaryota; Viridiplantae; Streptophyta; Magnoliopsida; Brassicales; Brassicaceae. The record is from the annotation of a GenBank genome assembly.